Messenger RNA from Nannizzia gypsea CBS 118893, 1032 nucleotides. Its product is annotated as allantoate permease. The transcript has 5 exons. Gene Ontology annotation, molecular function: transmembrane transporter activity. The record is from RefSeq and is a predicted model, not a curated record. The coding region runs from base 1 to 1032 and encodes 343 amino acids. Gene Ontology annotation, cellular component: membrane. Gene Ontology annotation, biological process: transmembrane transport. Lineage: Eukaryota; Fungi; Ascomycota; Eurotiomycetes; Onygenales; Arthrodermataceae.
AUGGAUGAGAAGACCAAUCCUCGGCCGGCCGAUGCUGAUGCCGCCUAUGACUUUUUGCACCAGCAAGACAUUGACUUAAGCUCGGUCGAUGAAAAAGCUCUACUGCGGAAAAUCGACUGGAUGAUCGUUCCUCUGAUGUGGGCAUGCUAUAACCUUCAAUAUGUGGACAAAGUUCUCAUCAAUUUCGCAUCCAUCAUGGGGCUACUAGAGGAUGCCCACUUGGAUACAAACCAGUAUUCAUACCUCGGGCUAGCCUUUUAUGUUUCCUAUCUCUUUUUCGAGCUUCCCACUGGAUAUCUUAUGCAGAGGUUCCCGACAGCAAAGUAUCUUGGGGCGAAUCGCAAGUUUAUCUUAUGGGGAACCGUGGUAACUCUCAAUUGUGCUGCCAAAAAUUUUGCUGGCCUUCUAGUACUCCGACUUCUACUGGGCUGCUUUGAAGCUUCUGUUGCCCCAAGCUUAAUCCUAAUCACGGGCAUGUGGUAUAAGAAAAAGGAGCAGCCGGCACGUAUGGGAUUCUGGUAUUCUGGAACCGGAACUGCCACUAUAAUUGGAGCCCUCAGUGCCUAUGGCCUUUUAUUUUAUACUGGUGAAAGAUUCAGGCCAUGGCAGGUCAUGUUCCUUAUCUUUGGCCUCAUCACAAUAUUCACUGGCAUUCUUGUCGUCCUCUUCCUCCCGGAUAACCCUAUGACGGCCCGGCUAACCCAAGCGGAGAAAGUAUUUGCAAUUGAACGCCUUCGAGAAAACCAAACAGGCAUUGAAAAUAAACAUUUCAAAUUCAACCAAUUUAAAGAAGUGUUUCAGGAUCCACAAACCUACCUUUUGACCCUCAUCACCACUGCCGGCCUUGUCCCUAAUGCUGCCAUUUCUCAAUUCCAGUCGCUCAUCAUCAAGGCCAUUGGAGAUACCCCAAAUAAAACUCAACUGCUUUCUAUCCCUAUCAGAAUUGUCAACAUGAUUGGGCUAUUGCUGCGGCUUUACUUGCUGCGAGGAUCGGCGACCAAAAAAGUUUCAUCAAGCAAUAAUGAUAACUAG